AUGGCCAGCACCAUCGACAUUCCAACCAUCAAGCUUCGCAAUGGCACCGAGAUUCCAACUCUCGGGUAUGGAACGGGUACAGCAUGGUACAAGAAAUCUGGAGAUAUAGAGCUCGAUCGCAACCUGAUUGACAGCGCCAAGAAUGCUAUCAAGCUGGGUUAUAAUCAUCUCGAUGGCGCAGAGGUGUAUGGAACUGAGCCGGAACUAGGUGUGGCUAUUGAAGAGAGUCAAUCCCCUCGCGAGAGCCUUUUUGUGACAACUAAGGUCUAUCCCAAUCUCGCGGAUAUCCCUGCUGCCCUGGAUGCCAGCUUGAAAAAGUUGCGUCUCGAUUAUGUUGAUUUUACUAACUCUCUUCUUUUCUUCUUCUUGAAAUACAGAUACCUGAUCCAUGCCCCUUUCACUAUCACGACCGAGAAAGAGCUGCAGACAGCCUGGGCGGCCAUGGAACAAGUGCAGGCGACCGGAAAAGCCCGUGUCAUCGGGGUUUCCAAUUUCCUACAGAGCCACCUGGAGACUAUUUUGAAAACGGCCAAGGUCGUCCCUGAAGUGAACCAGAUUGAAUUUCAUCCGUAUCUCCAACAUGGAAACUUAGUCCCGUGGCAAGAGAGCCAAGGGAUCCGAACAGUUGGGUAUGGUGGGCUUGCACCAAUUACUCGAGCCCAUGGAGGCCCACUGGACUCGCUUAUCUCUGGUCUGGCUUUUAAAUAUGGAGUUAGUGAAUCGGAGAUCUUGUUACGCUGGACGUUGGAUCGUGGGUGUGUGGCAAUCACCACUAGCAGCAAGGAAUCUCGCUUGGCCAGUUACUUGCGUACCUUGGCAUUCACCCUCAACCCCCAAGAGGUGGCCGAAAUCUCUGAAUUGGGUCAACAGAAUCAUCAUCGAUCGUUUUGGCGGGAGAAAUUCUCCGCUGAUGAUCGCUCAUGA
Messenger RNA from Penicillium angulare, 924 nucleotides. RefSeq names its product aldo/keto reductase. The coding region runs from base 1 to 924 and encodes 307 amino acids. The record is from RefSeq and is a predicted model, not a curated record. Gene Ontology annotation, molecular function: oxidoreductase activity, acting on NAD(P)H as acceptor. The transcript is spliced from 3 exons. Lineage: Eukaryota; Fungi; Ascomycota; Eurotiomycetes; Eurotiales; Aspergillaceae.